Molecule: messenger RNA, 694 nt
Organism: Thecamonas trahens ATCC 50062
Lineage: Eukaryota; Apusomonadida; Apusomonadidae
Product: mitochondrial inner membrane protease ATP23
Exons: 1
Coding region: 99-641 (180 amino acids)
Source: RefSeq, a predicted model, not a curated record
GUUCGAGCACAUGAGCAAGGCCGGCUGCCCGGUGCCCGAGUCGGCCAUCUUCUGCUCGCAGUGCGAUCGGUCGGUCCGGGGUGGCUUUCACCCGGAGGAUGGCAUUGUUUUGUGUGCGAACCAGAUCGACUCGUAUGCGCAAGUCCAGGAGACCAUCGUUCACGAGCUCGUCCACGCCUACGACGAGUGCCGCGCGUUCAUGGACUGGACUAACUGUGUCCAGCAUGCUUGCUCCGAGAUCCGCGCCGCAAAUCUCUCUGGCGAGUGCCGCUGGGCCAACGAAUUCAAUCGCGGCAACUUUAACCUCGAGGGCCAGCAGGCCGCCUGUGUCCGCCGCCGUGCCGCGCUCUCUGUCAAGGAAAACCCGGCGUGCCAGGGCUCCAAGGGCCUCGAGGCCAUCGCAACUGCAUGGGACGCGUGCUACAACGAUACACGCCCGUUUGACUACGCGCCGUAGCUCCCUCCUUCCCUCGCCCUCCUCUCACCGCCUUACGGCGCAAGUGCAAGCGCGAGCUGGGCCAUCCGCCGGCCAAACAGCCACGCAUCGCCGGGCCACCGCGCCGAGACGUACGGUAAGUGCUCGUCCUGGACCACAAAGGCAGCGCUGUCAUCGAAUAACGUUCCGCGGCCUCCGAGGAUGAGCGGGCCGGCCGCAAAAUGCUCCUGUGGUGCGUGCAUAAACGACUUGACCUCA